GAGACAUUCGAAUUGGAUCGAAGAACGCACGAAAUAAAAGAAGAAGAAAACCGCCAAAAAUUGAAUACAAAUGCGAUUGUUUAUCGUUUGUGUGUAGUCUUAUGAGAGUCACAAACAAAAUCUGUAAAUCAGAGUAUAAUUCAAUUAAAAAUGCCAAAUUUGUCGGAAUCUGUUGAGGAACCGAAGGCGGAACCGUCGUUGCCGACAGCCAGAGUUCGAAUAAUAAUGAAAAGUUCAUCCGAUCCAAGUGUACCGUUGAUCAAACUCGAAACCCUUCAUCUGGUGUCGAAAGCCACGGAAAUGUUGAUCAAGACCUUGGCCAAAGAGAGCAUCGGUAAAAAUAAAACGUUGGAGUAUAAACACGUUGCCGAUUACGUUCAAUCCGACAACAAAUUGGAGUUCCUGCAUUCGAUUUUGCCGAAGAAAAUUACCGGAAAGGCGUUCAUGAAAUUGUUAAAUGAAACCGACGACUCGGAUAAAUCUGAUAAUUCUGAUGAAUCAGACAGCAGUUCAUCGAGUUCCAGCGAAGAUGACGAAUUGUCCAGUUCAGAUAGUGGUGAUAGUGCAGUGGCGGAUAGUCAAAAGGAAGAACCGGAAAAGACCGAAAAGAAGAAGUGAAAAGGCUUGUGCUAGAUCAAUAAAUAAAUCGAUUUUUUUUAUAAAA
Messenger RNA from Bradysia coprophila, 664 nucleotides. Its product is annotated as chromatin accessibility complex protein 1. Gene Ontology annotation, biological process: DNA-templated DNA replication; chromatin remodeling. Gene Ontology annotation, molecular function: protein heterodimerization activity. Gene Ontology annotation, cellular component: CHRAC; nucleus. Lineage: Eukaryota; Metazoa; Arthropoda; Insecta; Diptera; Sciaridae. The record is from RefSeq and is a predicted model, not a curated record.